UUGGCCCCACCAACCAGAGAGAGAGGCCAGAGGGCCCCGCACCUCGCCUCUUCCCCCACCCCAACCCCCACUUGCCAAUAAUAAUAAUAGUAGUAAUAAUAAGCGUCCCCGCCGUCCACCAUGCUGGCCGUGGCGCUGCUGCUCGCCGCGGCGCUCACCACCGGCGUCUCCGGCCAGGGCCGCCCGGUCACCGACAGCGGCGCGCAGACGGCGCCCACGCCGUCCACCUUCACCCCCAAGGACAACUUCCUCAUCGACUGCGGCGGCGCGGCCCCCGUCAACACCACCGACGGCAGGGUCUACAAGUCCGACGCGCAGUCCAACAACCUGCUCUCCGCCAAGGACGCCAUCCGGGUCGCCGCCGCCGACGACAAGGCCGACGUGCCCUCGCCGGUCUACCUCACCGCCCGCAUCUUCCGCGAUGAGGCCGUCUACAGCUUCCCGCUCACCGUGCCGGGCUGGCAUUUCGUUCGCCUCUACCUCUUCCCGCUCAAGAACGCCGACUUCGACCUCGCCACCGCCACCUUCACCGUCUCCACCGACGCCAACGUGCUCCUCCAUAGCUUCACCGCCGAGAACAAGCCGGUCAUGAAGGAGUUCCUCGUUAACGCGACCGAGAAGCACCUCGCCAUCAAGUUUAUCCCGCUCAAGGACUCCGCCGCCUUCAUCAACGCCAUCGACGUGGUGAACGCUCCCGACGAGCUCAUCACCGACACGGCCAUGGGGCUUGCGCCGAUCGGCGAGAUGGGGGGGCUCGCCGAGGCGGCGUACCAGGUCGUGUACCGGAUCAACGUCGGCGGCCCGGCCAUCGCGCCCGACAAGGACACGCUCGGCCGGCAGUGGGACGUGGACGCGCCGUACGUGCAGUCCAAGGAGGCGGUGAAGGACGUGUCGGUGCCGGUGGGGAACAUCAACUUCCCCGACGGGACGUCGAAGCUGGUGGCGCCGGCGCAGGUGUACGCGAGCUGCGCCAAGAUGGCGGACGCCGACGUGGGGAGCCCCACCUUCAACAUGUCGUGGAAGAUGGACGUGGACCCGUCGUUCAGCUACCUGGUCCGGCUCUUCUUCGCCGACAUCGUCAGCAAGAGCAUGAACGACCUCUACUUCAACGUGUUCGUCAAUGGCCGCAAGGCCAUCUCCGGGCUGGACCUGUCGACGGUGACCGGCGAGCUGUCGGCGGCGUACUACAAGGACAUCGUGGUGAACUCGUCGAUCGCGACGGACAAGCUGAGCAUCCAGGUGGGGCCGAUGGGGGAGGACACGGGGCGCGUGGACGCGCUGCUCAGCGGCGUGGAGGUGCUCAAGAUGAGCAACUCGGUGGGGAGCCUCGACGGCGAGUUCGGCGUCGACGGGAGGAAGGCCGACGACGGCAGCGGCAGCCGCAAGGCCGUGGCGGCGGUGGGGUUCGCGAUGAUGUUCGGCGCGUUCGCCGGGCUGGGAGCCAUGGCCGUCAAGUGGUACAAGCGGCCGCACGACUGGGAGCGGCGGAACAGCUUCUCGUCGUGGCUGCUCCCCAUCCACACGGGGCAGUCCUUCACCACCAGCAAGGGCGGCUCCAGCAAGAGCGGCUACACCUUCUCCUCCACCAUGGGGCUCGGCCGCUUCUUCACCUUCGCCGAGAUCCAGACGGCGACCAAGAACUUCGAGGAGAGCGCCAUCAUCGGCGUCGGCGGCUUCGGCAACGUGUACGUCGGCGAGAUCGACGACGGCACCAAGGUGGCCAUCAAGCGCGGGAACCCGCAGUCGGAGCAGGGCAUCAACGAGUUCAACACGGAGAUCCAGAUGCUGUCCAAGCUCCGCCACCGCCACCUCGUCUCCCUCAUCGGCUACUGCGACGAGAACGCCGAGAUGAUCCUCGUCUACGAGUACAUGCACAACGGCCCGUUCCGCGACCACAUCUACGGCAAGGACUGGCCGGCGUUGACGUGGAAGCAGCGGCUCGAGAUCUGCAUCGGCGCCGCCCGCGGCCUCCACUACCUGCACACCGGCACGGCGCAGGGCAUCAUCCACCGCGACGUCAAGACCACCAACAUCCUCCUCGACGACAACUUCGUCGCCAAGGUCUCCGACUUCGGCCUCUCCAAGGACGGGCCCGGCAUGAACCAGCUCCACGUCAGCACCGCCGUCAAGGGCAGCUUCGGCUACCUCGACCCGGAGUACUUCCGCUGCCAGCAGCUCACCGACAAGUCCGACGUCUACUCCUUCGGCGUCGUCCUCCUCGAGACGCUGUGCGCGCGGCCGCCCAUCGACCCGCAGCUGCCGCGCGAGCAGGUCAGCCUCGCCGAGUGGGGGAUGCAGUGGAAGCGCAAGGGCCUCAUCGAGAAGAUCAUGGACCCCAAGCUCGCCGGCACCGUCAACCAGGAGUCGCUCAACAAGUUCGCCGAGGCCGCCGAGAAGUGCCUCGCCGAGUUCGGCAGCGACCGGAUCUCCAUGGGCGACGUGCUCUGGAACCUCGAGUACGCGCUCCAGCUGCAGGACGCCAACCCGCCCGAGGGAGCCAACCAGCCCGCCGACGACGACGACGACCGCGCCGCCGCCCCGACCUCCUCCUCCUCCAGCUCCUCCGUCACCGUCGCGCCGCCCGACGCGUCCACCACCGACGCCGGCGAGAUGUUCGCGCAGCUCGCCGACAUGAAGGGGAGGUGAUCGCCCGCAGUUCCAUUAAUCCAGCAGUGCACCGUACCGUAGUUGGCGGUUUCAUCCAGCGCGCGCCACCUGCAUGCAUCGC
Messenger RNA from Oryza brachyantha (malo sina), 2728 nucleotides. Its product is annotated as probable receptor-like protein kinase At2g21480. Gene Ontology annotation, biological process: protein autophosphorylation. NCBI's taxonomy places the organism in Eukaryota, Viridiplantae, Streptophyta, Magnoliopsida, Poales, Poaceae. The record is from RefSeq and is a predicted model, not a curated record. Gene Ontology annotation, molecular function: transmembrane receptor protein tyrosine kinase activity; ATP binding. The coding region runs from base 121 to 2646 and encodes 841 amino acids. Gene Ontology annotation, cellular component: plasmodesma; plasma membrane. The transcript has a single exon.